Molecule: messenger RNA, 1173 nt
Organism: Arachis duranensis
Lineage: Eukaryota; Viridiplantae; Streptophyta; Magnoliopsida; Fabales; Fabaceae
Product: pollen-specific leucine-rich repeat extensin-like protein 1
Exons: 3
Coding region: 1-1173 (390 amino acids)
Source: RefSeq, a predicted model, not a curated record
AUGGUUGAUGUGUUUGUCGUGCCAGUUUUUCACCAUGGAGGUAGUUUUGUUAGAACGAGUGAUGGAACCCGUAUUUAUCAGAAUGGGAAGGUAGAGAAGUUUCCCGAAAUGGACCUGGAUUUUGUGAAUUUUGGGGACUUGAUCACACUAUUCAAAGGUUUGGGGUACCAAUCGUACAAUGCAGUUUAUUGGUAUGAUCCAACGAGUGCUGAUGUUGAGUCGGGACUGCACAUCUUGACGGGGGAUGCAGGUAUUAAUGCCAUGCAUGAGAACAAAAUGAAGAAUGCACAGACGAAUGAGUUUUACCUGUACUUUGACCACCCAGUUGAUGAGCAUGAGAUUGUGGAGGAUGGUGGAAACAAAAGUAAAGGUAAGAGUCCUAUGUUAGAAGAGGUUCAGAGUUCAUCUUCGGACGAUGGGUAUGAGAGUAUGGAGGAUGAGCCCUACAAACCUCCACCACCCGGAUUUGAAAGUGAGAGUGAUGAUAGUGCUGCUGACAGAGUAGGGAAGAGGAAGAGAGUUAGUAAGACAAAGGAAAACAUUGUAUCGCCAAGUAAGGCAUCUAGAAAGAAGCCAGCUGCAAAGAAGACAGGUCCUGUGCCAAGUCAGGAGUUUUGGACAAGGACCGAGUAUUCAAGGCCGGAUCCUCCCAUCAUAAAGAGACCAAUAGGCAGGCCAAAGGUGCACAACAGACAAAAGGAUCCAGCUGAGCCAAUGAUGCAGCAGGGUGAAAAGCUUAAGAGGUCAUUCAAGGAUGCUCCAUCUACUCAGGAUCACAGUAUACCUACUCAGCCACCCAUGCCUGAUGUCACCCCUGGUCAUUCUAACCCUGUGGCAGCAACAGCAGUAGCUCCCCAAGUCAAGCCAGGUCCAGUUACAAGAAGGACACACUUUAGGCCUCUACUCCAAGUUCCAUCCACAACCCACCAAAACGCUCAAGCAACUCAAUCAGAGAUGAGGCCCAAGCAAAGGAUAUUCAGGCCACCAGCUCCACUAAACCCCAGUCCACUCCCACCUCAAAGUCAGCCAAAUCCACCUGGCCCACAUCCUCCUCAAGUCAUCCUAGGACCAAAUGCAGCAGCUACCCAGGAGACAUUAGCACCAACAAGCACGACUACAACUGGCAUGUUCAAAUUCAUCCCUAACCCACCUUCUAUUGUGCCAAAGAAGUGA